AACUCAAUAACACAGACAUACGAAGAAGAUAAGAGUUGUGUGGUCAAAUCAAAUCUUGAACAUACAACUUCGACCGAAGGUGUUAAACGCAUUUCAUUUUGAAAUUUUCUAAUAAAUCAACCAGAGUCUCCGGUCAAACCCAAUCUUUGGUUUUUUUUUUGUUUUAAAUUUAUUGUCCAAUAUAGCAGCAAGAACCAACGACUAUUGUACACAACAUCUUCUUCAUCCUUUGGUAAUAAAACAAAACCUUCAUAUACCAUACAUAGUCUUCCUCUAGAGCAGAGUUCUGUCUGAAUCCCUCAUCCAAAAGUCAACUUGCCUGUCGCAAUACCGACAAGAAGAAGAACCAUACUUUCAGAACUUGAAUUCCCCCACAAAUAGGGUAGGAGACUUCUGAUCCAUCUCCUGAAACAUGAAACCAAAGUCUUGAUAUCUUUUGCAGAUCUGAUAAUACCGGAAAAACACACAAAGCUUGUAAUCAGAACACUUAUGGAGACUGUCUCUGUUUUGGUCUUCUUAUUUCUCCUCCUUUUCGUGGCUGAAGCAAGGAGGACGAGCCAGAAAGCUUGCGAACAUUUCACCUGCGGAGAACUCGACUUCAAGUUCCCUUUCUUUAAGACAGACAUGCCGUCUCGAUGCGGUCUUUUCAAGCUGAACUGCAGUGCAAAUAUUUCAGAGAUACAGCUUGUAGAAGAUGGGAAAUGGUUUAAAGUCAAGAGCGUCUCUCAAGCCAACACGAUAACCAUCACCGACACGGAGCUUAACCAAAGCUUGCUAUCCGGGAACUGCAGAGACUUGUCAAGCUUUUCUCUCCCAGAUUCUCCAUGGCUCCGCUUGACCACUUUGUACAAAUGCAACAACACUAGUAUGAAGAAUGGUUUCAGUUAUGCGAAUUGCGGUGGAAAUGGAAGCAGCUUGUACUAUAAAUUGGAGAAGGGUCAUGAUGUUUCUGGGUGUUCAGCUAUCAAGGCUCCAGAGAGCUGGGUGAUUCCAAGAAAAGGGAACCAGUAUGAUGUAAAUGCUAGCUUCUCACUUCAUAUAGAUCUGCCUCCUGGCUGCUUUGGCUGCCACAAUCGAGGUGGAGAAUGUAAGAUGAUCAAAGACAAGUAUCAAUGCCUUGGAGUAACCCAAGAACAAAAAAAUUACCACGAGGAGAUGAAGCUGGGAUUAGGAAUCGGCGGACCUCUCAUCUUAAUAAUCAUCUUGAUGGCACUCUAUAUCAUCCAUAGGAUUUGCAGAAGGAAAGCUGGUCCAGAGCUCUCUAGAGACAACUCGAAAUCUGACGUCGAGUUUAGCCAUGUCUUCUUUAAGAUACCAAUCUUCUCCUACAAAGAACUUCAAGAAGCAACAAAUAACUUCAGUAAAGAAAGAUUACUAGGAGAUGGAGGCUUCGGCACUGUGUAUUAUGGAAAAGUGCGUGAUGGACGAGAAGUUGCAGUGAAGCGUCUCUAUGAGCACAAUUACAGAAGACUUGAGCAAUUCAUGAACGAGAUAGAAAUCCUCACACGUCUUCAUCACAAGAAUCUAGUCUCCCUCUAUGGAUGCACUUCACGCCGCAGCCGGGAACUUCUCCUCGUCUAUGAGUAUAUUCCAAAUGGCACAGUUGCAGAUCAUCUCUAUGGCGAAAACCCGCCACACCAAGGCUAUUUAACAUGGUCAAUGCGCAUGAGCAUUGCCAUAGAAACAGCGAGUGCAUUGGCUUACCUUCACGCUUCGGAUAUCAUACACCGCGAUGUCAAGACUACAAACAUUCUGCUCGACGGGAAUUUUGGAGUCAAAGUUGCAGAUUUUGGGCUAUCCAGGUUGCUCCCGAGUGAUGUAACACAUGUAUCAACUGCUCCUCAGGGUACUCCGGGAUAUGUGGACCCUGAGUAUCAUCGGUGCUAUCAUCUAACUGAUAAGAGCGACGUAUAUAGCUUCGGAGUGGUGCUUGUCGAGCUAAUAUCGUCGAAGCCUGCUGUUGAUAUAACCAGGUGCAAGAGUGAGAUCAAUCUAUCAAGCUUAGCUAUAAACAAGAUACAGAACCACGCAACCCAUGAGCUGAUUGAUCCGAAUCUUGGAUAUGCGACGAAUGAAGGAGUUACAAAAAUGACUACAAUGGUGGCAGAGUUGGCUUUUCAGUGCUUGCAGCAAGACAGUACAAUGCGACCCACAAUGGAACAAGUUGUCCAAGAGCUAAAGGGAUUCCAGAAUGAGGAGCAAAAAUGUCAAAACUACGAUUACAGAGAGGAGACAAUAACUACACACCCUUCGCCACCAGAUUGGGGCGAGAAUGCGCUAUUAAAGAAUAUGACAUUCCCGCGUUCUCCAAUCUCCGUGACUGACCAAUGGACCAGUAAAUCAACCACACCGAAUACCAGCGCCUAAGAAUUCUAGGAUCCACCAGGUAUAGGUUUCUUCGUAAUUGUGUCAACGGAAUGAUAAUAAGAUGAGGCACAGAGUUGUGAACUGUAGGUACUGAGAAAUUGCACAUAGUGACAUAACUUGAACUACCAAUCACCAAUUUUCUACGUCUAAUUUUGUCUACUGUAUGUAAUGUUGACUCAAAAGGUAUUUAUAAAAAGAACAAAAAAAUUGACUGUAAGAGUUAACUUGACUCA
Molecule: messenger RNA, 2600 nt
Organism: Capsella rubella
Lineage: Eukaryota; Viridiplantae; Streptophyta; Magnoliopsida; Brassicales; Brassicaceae
Product: LEAF RUST 10 DISEASE-RESISTANCE LOCUS RECEPTOR-LIKE PROTEIN KINASE-like 1.1
Exons: 4
Coding region: 490-2367 (625 amino acids)
Biological process (GO): protein phosphorylation
Molecular function (GO): polysaccharide binding; ATP binding; protein kinase activity
Source: RefSeq, a predicted model, not a curated record